ACAUUAAAGAAACCAACAAAAAUCUUUAUCAUUUCUCUUGAUAACAUUUUUUUUCUAUAUCAUACCAAUCCUUUGAAAUGGGAAACACCCAGACAACCCCAUCAGCCCCAUCCUCCGCCGCCAAUCCCGCCACCGGAGAGUACAAUGCUGCGUCCAUCCCUCCCGGCGGCGUUAUCACCAUCCUUAGCAUUGACGGAGGUGGCAUCCGUGGCAUCAUCCCCGGCACCAUUGUCGCUUACCUUGAAGAGGAGCUUCAAGCUUUGGACGGUCCGGAUGCAAGAGCAGCGGACUACUUCGAUGUGAUUGCCGGAACGAGCACCGGAGGGCUGAUGACCACCAUGUUAUCGGCGCCGGACAAGAACAAGCGCCCCCUCUACGCCGGCAAGGAUAUUGUCCCUUUCUACAAGGAGCACGGACCAAAGAUCUUCCCAUCAGCAGGAAUAUUUGAGGUGGUGAGAGACGCAACCAGCCUGUUGGCCGGUCCCAAGUACGACGGCAAAUACCUUCACCAAGUCCUCCAGGACCAAUUGGGAGAAACUCGGUUGAGCCAAACUUUGACGCACAUUGUCAUCCCUGCCUUUGAUAUCAAGACCUUCCAACCCACAGUUUUCACCACUUGCGAUGUUAAGGAUUCCCCCGAAAAGAAUGCUAAGUUGUCAGACAUAUGCAUUGCCACCUCCGCAGCUCCCACGUACCUCCCCGGCCAUUACUUUGACACCGCCGAUGCUAAGGGCGGAAAGGUCGAGUACAACCUCAUUGACGGAGGUGUAGCUGCAAACAAUCCGACUCUUAUUGCGAUUAGCACGGUGACGCAAAGGAUGGUGGCUAAGGAUCCAAAAUACUUGACAUCAUCAACUUCGUCGAAGGAGGCAGUUGGGUGCCACCGGUUCUUGAUAUUGUCGAUCGGCACCGGCAAUUCAAAAUAUGCUGAUAAGUACACGGCGCAACAGGCGGCGACAUGGGGUGUUUUGGGGUGGCUGGCCCAAGGAGACGGCAACCCUUUGAUUGAUGUAUUCUCCGUUGCAAGUGCGGACAUGGUGGAUUAUCAUAUCGCCACCAUUUUCCAGGCUCUUCAAGCCGGAGAUAACUAUCUCCGCAUCCAGGAGGACGAUUUAAAAGGGUCGACAGCCUCGGUUGAUGUUACGACAAAAGAAAAUUUGGAUGCACUUGAAGAGGUUGGCAAGAAGUUGUUGACGAAACCGGUUUUGAAGCUGAAUCUGUUGACAGGGAAGAAUGAACCGGUCCCCAAAGCUGGAACAAACAAAGAUGCUCUGAAAAGGUUGGCCGGUUUGCUGUCGGAGGAGAGGAGGCGCCGUACAAUCGCGGCACUUAACGGCGGCAAGUAGUUAAGUUACGGUGUUGAUCAACAUUGAGAUCAUAUGUAUCGUGUGUCUUUAAUUUCUGCUACUUGAAUUAUUGAAUAAGGCACAUAUCCUUCGACAUGAAAAAGGUUGUGCCAUUGGGAUUGGUUACAUAUGUAUGCUUGUGUAUUUUGUAUAAACUAGUAAGUGUCCCGUGCUAUGUAUGGACUAUUAUUAAUGUAAUAAAUGAUUAAAUUAUGUACACGUA
Molecule: messenger RNA, 1569 nt
Organism: Ipomoea nil (Japanese morning glory)
Lineage: Eukaryota; Viridiplantae; Streptophyta; Magnoliopsida; Solanales; Convolvulaceae
Product: patatin-like protein 2
Exons: 7
Coding region: 78-1346 (422 amino acids)
Biological process (GO): lipid metabolic process
Molecular function (GO): monoacylglycerol lipase activity; glycerophospholipase activity
Source: RefSeq, a predicted model, not a curated record